GUCGCCGCCAUUAAUGACAUCAUUGUGUUAUGUAUUUCCAUGUAUUGGAAGCGAUAGUAUAUAAUGUAAUUUACAAGUUAGAAAUGGUAACAAGCUUGUGACUGUUAACACGUUAGUUUCAGUUUUAUCAAACCAGAGGAGCUAAAAUGAGUGGUGGGCCCUUACGCAAGUUAAUGGAACGCUUAAAUAUAGAAGAGGGGCUUAACGAUGAUAGACCACAGCCAAGAAGACGAGAUAACAACCAUGCAAGAGAUGUUCGUCCACGAAAUCUCCAGAUGGGAAAUCCGACUAGAAGAAAUGUAAUGCUGUCGGAAGAGGCUGGAAUUCGGGAACCAAAUGUAAAUAGGCGUGGUUCAACGAAUGACAUUCGUUUUACUGGUCAAGAUUUAGAAUUGCCUGGAGUAAAUCUUGAUGAGAAUAGGGGACACCAAGGUGCUCGUGGUAGAGGUAGGGGUGGAGCUGGAGGUAGAGGAAGAGGAGGACGUGGUCGACACCAGCAGCAAAACCCAGUUGUUGGUAACGAGGUCAAUAACAGAGGCAGGGGGAACCAACGACAUAAUAAUCAUAAUACAGCACGUGGCGGAAGAAGAUAUCAAUCGGGCGAUCGGAAUAAAAGUAGAGAACGUGAACGAGAGAUAGAUGUUUUGAACUGGAGAAGAUUACAAGAAUACAAACGAAAAGACCCUUCGGAAAUUCUGGUAUCACUAGGGCAUGAUUACAGUGGAUUGCAAGAACUUUUGAAUUCAACGAGACAGGAUCCAAAUAUCGUCACGUUGCUGCUAUCCGUAAUAGCAAAAGCAUGCACAUGUGAAUCAAUGCCCCAAAACUUAAACAACAUCUUGGUCAAACUACCACGCUCCGUAUUUUUGUCUGUAGGAUUACCCUGCAUAAUAUUGAGACUACAAGAUCAAGAUGAGACCAGACAAAGAAAUAUUAUUAUAGACACGUUAGUUACUUUAAAAGAACUGUUAAUAAGAGUUCCCGGGUCAUAUGCAGAUCAAAGUGGUGUUCUAGCUACCCUUCGAAAAGAAGUGGACAGUCUCCGAGAAACAUCCGAUGUUAUUGAUAAUGACAUUAUGAUGUGCUUGGAUGAAGUCAGCGAUUUAGAAGCUAGCAAGCACAAGAAAAUGAGGGACGUUCUUUCACAUGGACGAACUCAUCGUGUAGACGAAGAAAGUCACCCCCCUGAUGAAUACCGUGAAAUGAGUCUUUUGCCAACACUAGAUGACUUGAACCCAAAUGUCCAACCUUUCUUGAGGAAAAACAAGAAAACAGGAAGGUAUGAUGAUGUGAAUCAUUACCUAGAUGUACAGUUUCGUUUACUUAGAGAAGAUUUUAUACAACCUCUUCGUAACGGUAUAGCUGAAUAUCAGAAAAUUAUCGAUGAACCUAAGAAAAGUCGAAAUAGAUUGCAAGAUAUUCGUGUGUACAAAGAUGUCAGUGUGAUAAGAAGCGUUUGUUCAAAAACAGAUUUACUGCAUCGUAUCCAGUUCGAUGUUUCUUCACUUCAACGGGUAAAAUGGGAAAUGUCCAAGCGGCUCAUCUACGGUUCAUUGAUUUGCCUGUCUUCGGACAAUUUUCAAACGUUUUACAUCGCCACAGUAUCAGAUAGAGACCCAAAGCUUUUAAAAGAUGGUUAUAUAGAUGUUAAAUUUGAGCAAAAUCUUGAAGAAAUAAAUGCUAUUGAUACAGAUCAAAGGUUUGUUAUGGUAGAGACUACGGCAUACUAUGAGGCGUACAAACAUGUGCUCAGAGGUCUUCAAAAUAUAACGAAAUUACCAUUUGAAAAAUAUAUAGUCCAAUGUCAAAACGUUGUCAAUGUACCAAAGUAUUUAACUAUUGGCAGGAAAUUUGACCUGCGACCCCUUAUCGAUGAUGACAUUCAGUUGAGAGAAGAUACAAACCUUCGCAUUCAGGGAAGAACAGACCGGUACAAUUUCAGUAGGAAAUCUAUGUGUGCUGAAAAAGUGAAUGUGGUAGAUCUACAAUCCUGGCCAUCACAUGAAAUGCUUAAUUUAGAUGAAUCCCAAUUCAGAGCCCUGCAAACAGCUUUAACAAAGGAAUUUUCUGUAAUUCAAGGUCCACCCGGUACUGGUAAAACUUAUGUUGGAUUAAAGAUUGUGAAAGCCUUGUUGCACAAUUCUAAACACUGGGAUGAAAUCGACUCCGCGAGAAGACCUAUGUUAAUUGUAUGCUACACAAAUCAUGCUUUGGAUCAGUUUUUGUCUGGGAUCGUUGAAUUUUACAAGGGCAGUGUAAUUCGCGUAGGGGGGCGGAUAUCAGAUAGUAACCUUGAAAAGUAUUCAUUGAGAUCAUGGAAAAAAAAGGCUCGCGAGGAAGGUCGCUACAAAAAUUUGGCUAGGUUAGGGUUUAUCCAUGGCGACAAAUUAAGAUCUCUUCAUCAAAGAAUAGAAAGUGUGUCACAAAGAAUUGAUGCAGCUGAAGGGGAUAUCUUGACUGAGGAUACACUGCAACAUGUUAUGUCACACAGGCAUAGCGACCAGUUUGAAAUCGUUAGAAACGAAAUAAUGGUCAAAAAUAUGGGUUACCAAGCUCCUCAGAUUUCAUCGCUAAUGGUUGAAUGGUUGGGUCUCGGCGCAUCAAGUCAAUUUGUGUUCGAUGUAAUAGAUGAAGCUAAAAAUGAAAACCCUGAAGAUCAAGUUGAAGAAGUAAUUGAAGUUCAAGGGGAUUAUGACGUUGCUAGAAAUAAUAGAAUACUAUUUGAAGAUGCAGACGAGGCACGUGAUAAUAGCUUUGAAAGGGUCAUUCAAGAUAGUCUCCAGUUGAAGAAAACAUGCAUAGCCCUCGAUAUAUCGAAUCUUGAUAAAGAUGAUUUCCAAUCGCAUGAUGGGUUUCAGAUUCCAAAGGUACAGCGAAAAAAGUUGAAGCGAAAAAUCCGCCAGAAGAUUAAAUCUAAGAGUAAGAUGACCGUAAAGGAAGCCGAAAAUGUCAACGAUAUUUGGAAUAUUGAUUUCGACAGUCGCUGGCGAUUAUAUCGAUACUGGGUGUCAAGGUUCCGGGAACAACUAAGGGCAGAUAUAAUUGAUAAAAGUCAAGCAUACAAAGUAGAAUGCACUGCUCAGAGAGAGGUAAUGUUAGAAAAGGAAAAGAGUAUAAUGUCUGAAGCCUCUGUCAUUGCCAUGACAACGACAGGAGCUGCAAGGUACCAGGCUAUCCUUCAAGAUAUAAAUCCACGAAUAAUUGUUGUCGAAGAAGCAGCAGAGGUUUUGGAAGGACAUGUAAUUACAACGCUUGCCAAAGAUUGUGAACAGCUUAUCCUUAUAGGUGAUCAUAAACAACUGAGACCAAACCCAAACGUUUACAAACUUGCUACACAAUAUAAUCUGCAGAUAUCUCUUUUUGAAAGAAUGCUUACUAACGGGGUUCACUGUGACUGUCUUCAACUUCAGCAUAGAAUGCGUCCCGAAAUAUCCAAACUGAUGAAGCCUAUUUAUCCUGAACUCAGAGAUCAUUCGUCGGUUCAUGGAUUAGAACACGUGAAAGGUGUGGAAAAGAAUAUUUUCUUUAUUAAUCACAAUCACAAAGAAGAACGUGAUGAAGAAAACAAAAGUCACUCAAAUAUUUAUGAAGCACAAUUUGUCGUAGCACUGGCUGAUUACUUAACAAAACAAGGCUACUCUCGACAGCAGAUAACGAUUCUUACAACUUACUCCGGUCAAAUGUUCCAGUUAAGAAAGCUUAUGCCUAAAACCCGAUUUGAAGGAAUCCGAGUGACACCUGUUGAUAAUUUUCAGGGAGAAGAAAAUGAUAUAAUUAUUCUCUCGUUAGUAAGAAGCAACGAUGAAAAUAAGAUUGGUUUUUUAAAAAUUGAAAAUCGUAUUUGUGUAGCUUUGUCCAGAGCGAAGAAAGGCCUGUAUGUAAUUGGUAAUUUCGACAUCCUACAAUCUGAAAGCUCUUUAUGGAAAGAAAUGACAAUUAUGUUGAAGAAAUCGGGUGAAAUAGGAGAAAGGCUGAUUUUGAAGUGUCAGAAUCACCCCGAAGAUCCUGGUAUCGAGAUAGGUAAACCGGGAGAUUUCCAGAAAGCCCCUGCUGGAGGGUGUCAGAAACUAUGUAAUGCCAGAUUAGAUUGUGGGCACUCCUGUGUAAUGUCGUGUCAUCCACUUGAUUUAGAACACGAGGAGUACCAAUGCCACAAACCCUGUCCAAAAACCUGUAGCAGUAACCACCCAUGUAAACGCAAAUGUUAUCAAGAUUGUGGUGAUUGUACGACCAGAGUUACAAAGCUAAUACCACGUUGUGGCCACUUCGAAAAGGUUUCUUGUCAUAUGAAACCCGAGGACCAUAAAUGUACACAGACAUGCAUGCAAGUCCUUCCUUGUGGUCAUCUAUGUGGGAACCAAUGUGGCUUUAGACACCAAUGUAAAAAAAUGAUUACAAAAACUUGGCCCUGUGGACAUAAGGGAGAGGUAAAAUGUGAAGAAAAGGAUUCUGCCAUCUGCAGAUUGAGAUGUGACAAGAUUCUGGCUUGUGGUCAUCAGUGCAGAGGUACAUGUUCUACUUGUUUGUCUGGCAGACUUCAUGAAUCAUGUAAAGAGCAUUGCACGAAAACCUUAGUGUGUGCUCAUAACUGUCAAUCAUAUUGUUCUGACUGCCCUCCAUGUGUAAUGAAAUGCAGAAACAAAUGUCCACACAGUAAGUGUACAAAAUCAUGCGGUGAAUUAUGCAAACCGUGUAAAGAGCCGUGUACAUGGGCUUGUGAACACCACCAAUGCACAAUGUUGUGCUCCGAGCCUUGUAAUCGUCCUCGAUGUGAUUCACCGUGUAAGAAGUUCUUAAAAUGUGGUCAUCCAUGCAUUGGAUUAUGUGGUGAACCUUGUCCUCGUUACUGUAGGAGAUGUAAUGCAGAUGUGGUCACUGACAUUUUCUUUGGUACUGAGGAUGAGCCAGAUGCAAGAUUUGUGGAGUUAAAAGACUGUAAGCAUAUCGUGGAAUAUAACAGCCUGGACGCAUGGAUAGACCAAGACACUUCCUCUGAUAAAGCUAGUUUUGUACAGCUAAAAUGCUGUCCAAGGUGCAAAACACCAAUACGAAGAAGCGUUCGAUAUGGCACCAUAAUAAAUCGACUUUUACAAAACAUCGACCAAGUCAAGGAGAAAUAUAUUGGAAACAGAGCAGAUAUUGAAUUACGUAGGAAUCAGAUAAAACGGGACUUGCGAAAAGCCACAUUGAAAUGUCAACCACCAAAAUUCCCUUUCAUGGUGUCCAAUGAAAAUAACAGACGCAAUCGUGUAAAGGCAAUUGAUGAAUUAGGUCGCCAUCUUGAUAUUUGUGUGUCAGAGAAAGAAUUGAUCACAUUACAAAACCAACUGAAUUUUUUAGUUAAAGCCGCGGACAGAUAUUCUAAGUUUAACGACUUUGUUAAAUCGGAAACACUUGGGAGAUUGAGGAACGAUGAGUUUAAAGAAAUCGAACUGGGCUUGCAGCCUUUCAUUGACUGGAUAACAGUUAAAAGGUCUUCACUGAGUGAACAAGAAAUUAAGGAUGUCCAAAAUGAACUCAUUCGACAUAAUCUGCUGUACAAACUCUUUAUUAACGAACUAACGAUAGAGAAAAGGGGUUUACAAAUCCCUUCCAAUACGAAAUCACAAUUAGAAAAGUGUAAACUUUUCAUUGAAACUGGGUUGACUUUCACGCAAAAAAAUAAAGAUGAUCUUGAAAACACUAUGAAAAUGCUGGAACAAAUUUCACCACCAUCUGGUUUGGGAAUUACAGAUGAUGAAAGGGUGAUGAUAGUUAGUGCCAUGCAGCUUAGCAAAGGCCAUUGGUAUAAAUGCAAAAAUGGACAUGUAUACGCUAUUGGUGAGUGCGGUGGUGCCACUGUAGAAGGGAAGUGUCCAGAAUGCCAGACCUCUAUUGGUGGAUCUGGAUACAGGCUUCGAGAUGACAAUGCUCUUGCAAGCGAAAUGGAUGGGGCAAGAUACUCAGAACAAGCCUUUUUAAGGAAUUACCAUUUAGAUUUCUAAAUAACCCUGAUGUCAUGUAUAAUCUAGAUUUAGUUUAAAAUAUUGGGUUGGUCGUUUUAUAUUAGUACCUUUAUUUUUUUAUUUGUUUUUUCUUUUUUAAUUAUCUUCGGAUAUUUAAGAGUGCAAUCCAACUUUUUCUCAUUAACCUACGUAUAUUCAUAGUAUGCAUAACUACAUAACGUAUCCGAGACAACAUGUCUGCUCCUUUAGGUGCAUAUAAGAUGACAGUGGGGUGUAAAGUUUUAUUUAAGAGCUAGAAAAAUGGGUAAAUUAUUUUGUAUGAUCAUCAAUAAUAGACUGGUCUCUAAUCGUAUUUUUAAGAAUUUAGAAAUAAGUUUAAGUUGAAGGUUUGUCCAUUUUACAAAUAUCUAAACAUAGCCGUACAGGUCGAUUUUCGGGGAGGGGGGGGGGAUUUUUGCCUGAAAAAUGAACCUACAUAACUUGAACUGAUAGACUGAUCAGCAAGUAGCGCCGAGCUGAGCAAAUUUUCAAGAACUGCAGUUUGGGUUUGAGAACUAGACACACUGAAUCAAAGUCAGAAUUGUGUGAUUUUCUGAAACUCCAGUGGGAAAUUGCAUCACCCCACCCUCUAGUCAGUAAAAUUUCCGGAUUUCGGUCACUUUAUUUUGCGGGAAGGAAAAACUUUUAUAUUUUUCAUAUUAUAUCCACUAAAAUUUUAUAUUUCUUCCUUUGAUGGCCACUGCUAUAAAUACUGGAUGAUCGCCCGAUAAAAUUGUUUUGCCCAACUACAGCCUGUGUGUCUAAAUAAUUCAUAAUACUUGAAUGUAGGAAAGACUUGCAAUAGAUAUAGCUUUUAAAUAAUGCAUCUUUAAGCUAUUUUUAGUACAAAACGAAUGUUACUGUCCAUAUUUCUGAAAUAAUGCAUAUUUAAAAUAUUUUUACGUAAUGUCAUCAUCUUAAUUAUGUAGCAAUGUAUUGAUUAUCUAAAGUUUAUAUAACAGCUUUGUAGUAUGUAUUCAUAUAUAAAACAAAAUUAAAAUACGCGUGUGGAUUGUUAAAAUAUAAUUUGGUGGGUUUACAUCACAUGACUGGCAGUAGCGGGACUAAUUGGCGCCCGAUAAGGACAGUGAGUGACACACACUGAUCAGCAGUGAAUUUUUCGCUAGGCCGCUACAAUCACUGAUAAGGAUGACAUCGAUGCGACUCAAUGACUCAGAAUUAUUAACUUUUUUCCUGCGACAAAUUAAAUUCUAAAACCUUUUUUUUUAUGUAUUGGAAAAAUAAAUAAAAGCGUUUGACGUAUUUGUAGGUAAAAAUUAUUUCCUAUUUAGUGUAAAUGGAUAUUAAAAUGACUAAAAGGCAGCAUUCCGCCCGAAGCAGUAAUGUCUUGGGUAAACAAUGCACGCGCCAUUCAGCCAAUGAUUGACGCCGCGUGCUGUGACGGCACGUGUUAAGGCAGUCAUCUUUGACAGAGAUAUUAAUCUAGACCCGUAAUUCUCUGUGAAACAGAUUGUGAGUGACAGUGUAUAGACAGUUGGAAUCCGUAGCGCGUCUGACCAAGCAAAAAUUCCCUCAUAGCACUUUGAAUGGUUAUGUUAUAUAAGAAUGUAAAUAUUAAAAAGAUUAAAAGGGUAACCUUUUUACCGCUACAAUAUAUUUGUCAAUAUCCUAAUCGAUUUAAAUUUGGCCAAGUAUGUGCUGAUUCCGAUCUUAACGCUCUUUCAUCUUUAUCGACAUAUCUCCAAAAAAACACCUUUCAGACGUCUGUAGUUAAAGAUACAUUAUGGGAGAUUAGAUAAAAAGCUGGCAGUUCUCACUAUAAGUAUAAUAGAUAAAUACUAGAUAAUGUAAAGGGAAUUUGCUGAAAAUUUCCGUCAAAGCACUUUGAACAGAGAAUUUAGCGAUUGAAUUUUAGGCCUAGCCUCGAUCAUCAUUACUAAAGUCGGAACGAUAAAAAGUCUCGAUUAUCCAUUUUUUGAUUUAAUCAUCAAUGAGCGUUGAGCAGCAGAUCGGAUUGUAAUCCAUUAAAUAUCCUAGGCAAGCAAUGACAUUGAGAGGUUGCUUAUAGUCUGGAUAAGUUAAUUAAUGUCUAAUAAUUUACAUGACAUUUCAGCCCUAAAGAAAGACCUGCAAUAGACAGAUUUGGCUCUUGCAUAAUGUAUGUUUAAUUAUGUUACAAACAUUAUAUGAUUAUCAUUGUUUUAUAAAAUAGCAUGAUUAUAGAAGUUGGGACAAUGUAAAAAGUACUUUUAUCAAAUAAAUAAAAUAUUUACAUAAGCUACAUUCAAUUUUUAAUGUUUACAAUUAUGUAAAUAGUUUCGACUUAUAUGUAUAUUGAAAUAUAUGUAUUUUGUUUUUAUGGAUCAUAUGAUCUUAUUUCUGAAUAAAGCAUUAUUAUUAUUA
Patella vulgata (common limpet) is the source of this 8348-nucleotide messenger RNA. RefSeq names its product NFX1-type zinc finger-containing protein 1-like. The transcript is spliced from 3 exons. Gene Ontology annotation, molecular function: helicase activity. Gene Ontology annotation, cellular component: nuclear RNA-directed RNA polymerase complex. Lineage: Eukaryota; Metazoa; Mollusca; Gastropoda; Patellidae. The coding region runs from base 147 to 5984 and encodes 1945 amino acids. Gene Ontology annotation, biological process: regulatory ncRNA-mediated heterochromatin formation. The record is from RefSeq and is a predicted model, not a curated record.